GAUGACGCUCUGCCGGGGCUUCCGUGUUGGAGCCGGCGGCAGAACCCGGGACUAGGAGACCUGGGGUCUCGGUAGCGGGGUGGCCCGCGGGCCCAGGGCGGGGAUGCACCGCCGCGGCGUGGGAGCUGGCGCCAUCGCCAAGAAGAAGCUUGCGGAGGCCAAGUAUAAGGAGCGAGGGACUGUCUUGGCAGAGGACCAGCUGGCCCAGAUGUCAAAACAGUUGGACAUGUUUAAGACCAACCUGGAGGAAUUUGCCAGCAAGCACAAGCAGGAGAUAAGGAAGAAUCCUGAGUUCCGGGUACAGUUCCAGGACAUGUGUGCAACCAUUGGAGUGGAUCCUCUAGCCUCUGGAAAAGGAUUUUGGUCUGAGAUGCUGGGCGUGGGGGACUUCUAUUAUGAGUUGGGCGUCCAGAUUAUCGAAGUGUGCCUGGCUCUAAAGCAUCGGAAUGGAGGUCUGAUAACUCUGGAGGAACUACAUCAACAGGUGUUAAAAGGAAGGGGCAAGUUCGCCCAGGAUGUCAGCCAAGACGACCUGAUCAGGGCCAUCAAGAAACUAAAGGCAUUGGGCACUGGCUUCGGCAUCAUCCCUGUGGGCGGUACUUACCUCAUUCAGUCUGUUCCAGCUGAGCUCAAUAUGGAUCACACUGUGGUGCUGCAGCUGGCAGAGAAAAAUGGGUACGUGACUGUCAGUGAAAUCAAAGCCAGUCUUAAAUGGGAGACGGAGCGGGCGCGCCAAGUGCUGGAACACCUGUUGAAGGAGGGGCUGGCCUGGCUGGACUUGCAGGCCCCAGGGGAGGCCCACUACUGGCUGCCAGCUCUCUUCACUGACCUCUACUCACAGGAGAUAACAGCUGAGGAGGCCAGAGAAGCCCUUCCCUGAUUUAGUAUGGAAGGAUGCACAGUAGCAGGCAGUGAGAAAAAGGAGGAACUGUUGGUGAAUAAACCUGGACAAUUUUGUUUAUAAAAGAAAGGUUCUAAGUUUUUCUUUCUUCCCCCAGUAUUUUUUAUUUUUUAAAAGUGCCUUCACAUUGCAUCUCUUUUGGAGGAAGCUUCCUUUAUCCAGUAAGGGAACCUGAGUAACACAAGUACAGCAAGCACAUAUGACUUGUGCAGGUCAUCUAUAAGGUCAUGGAAGAGCUGGGCCCAGAACACAAGCCAUCUCCUGGCUACAGAGUAUAGUUUUUUCUGUAGCCAUAAAGUGAAUAACCACUCUAAUUCAGAACUCUUCAUUAUUCCAUGCUCCUUAUC
Molecule: messenger RNA, 1248 nt
Organism: Urocitellus parryii (Arctic ground squirrel)
Lineage: Eukaryota; Metazoa; Chordata; Mammalia; Rodentia; Sciuridae
Gene: Snf8
Product: SNF8 subunit of ESCRT-II
Biological process (GO): protein transport to vacuole involved in ubiquitin-dependent protein catabolic process via the multivesicular body sorting pathway
Cellular component (GO): ESCRT II complex
Source: RefSeq, a predicted model, not a curated record